Budorcas taxicolor (takin) is the source of this 1539-nucleotide messenger RNA. RefSeq names its product bestrophin 2 (gene BEST2). Lineage: Eukaryota; Metazoa; Chordata; Mammalia; Artiodactyla; Bovidae. Gene Ontology annotation, molecular function: chloride channel activity. Bases 1 to 1539 code for a protein of 512 amino acids. The record is from RefSeq and is a predicted model, not a curated record. The transcript has 9 exons.
AUGACCGUCACGUACACGGCGCGCGUGGCGAACGCGCGCUUCGGCGGCUUCUCGAAGCUGCUGCUGCUGUGGCGCGGGAGCAUCUAUAAACUUCUGUGGCGCGAGCUCCUCUGUUUCCUCGGACUCUACAUGGCGCUGAGUGCCGCCUAUCGCUUCGUGCUGACCGAAGAGCAGAAACGCUACUUCGAAAAGCUCGUCCUUUACUGCGACCGGUACGCCAGUCUCAUCCCGGUCUCCUUCGUGCUGGGCUUCUACGUGACGCUGGUGGUGCACCGUUGGUGGAACCAGUACCUAUCCAUGCCCCUGACAGACGCGCUCAUGUGCGUCGUGGUCGGCACAGUGCACGGACGCGAUGAGCGCGGCCGCCUGUACCGACGCACGCUCAUGCGCUACGCAGGGCUCUCCGGGGUGCUUAUCCUGCGCUCGGUCAGCACCGCGGUCUUCAAGCGCUUCCCCACCAUAGAUCACGUGGUGGAAGCAGGUUUUAUGACCCGCGAGGAGCGCAAGAAGUUCGAGAACCUAAACUCAUCCUACAACAAGUACUGGGUGCCUUGCGUCUGGUUCUGCAACCUGGCGGCGCAGGCUCGGCGCGAGGGCCGCAUCCGCGACAACGGCGCCUUUAAGCUGCUGCUGGAGGAGCUGAAUGUGUUUCGGAGCAAGUGUGGGAUGCUCUUCCACUAUGACUGGAUUAGCGUGCCCCUUGUCUACACCCAGGUGGUGACCAUUGCUGUGUACAGCUACUUCCUGGCUUGCCUCAUCGGCCGCCAGUUCCUGGACCCAGCACAGGGCUACAAAGACCACGACCUGGACCUGUGCGUGCCAAUCUUCACCCUGCUGCAGUUCUUCUUCUAUGCUGGUUGGCUCAAGGUAGCUGAGCAGCUCAUCAACCCCUUCGGAGAGGACGACGAUGACUUUGAGACCAACUUUUUGAUCGACCGAUGCUUCCAGGUGUCAAUGCUGGCUGUGGACGAGAUGUAUGAUGACCUGGCCAUGCUGGAGAAGGACCUGUACUGGGACGCGGCUGAGGCUCGUGCUCCCUACACUGCGGCCACUGCCUUCCUGAUGCAGCAACCCUCCUUCCAGGGCUCUACCUUCGACAUCACGCUGGCCAAGGAGGACAUGCAGUUCCAGCGUCAGGACGGCUUGGACGCGCCGCCGAACGAACCACACGGCGACUUCCUGCAGCGCCUCCUGCCAGUGGGCGCGAGCAUGGGCACAGGUGGCCUGCUGGGCCGGCGCGUGCCCUUGCUGCGCCGCAAGAACAGCUGCGUGUCGGAGGAAUCCAUGGCUGCUAGCUGCGCGUGCGCGGGCGCUCCCGACGGCGCGGUCCCGGAAUGUGGCUGCGAAGGCCCGCUGCUCGACUUAGGCCAGCCGGAGCCGGAGCCUGAGCCCCCCACUGGCCCCGAGUCGCCUGCCCCUGUCCCCGCUCCCAGGGCGCCCGCUGAGCCCUUCACCGUGGUGCCGUUGCCUGGGACCCGGGGGCCGGCUCCGCCCUGGCUGCCCAGCCCCAUUGGCGAGGAGGAGGAGAGUCUAGCCUGA